Molecule: messenger RNA, 2227 nt
Organism: Scaptodrosophila lebanonensis
Lineage: Eukaryota; Metazoa; Arthropoda; Insecta; Diptera; Drosophilidae
Gene: MFS17
Product: sialin
Exons: 6
Coding region: 415-2061 (548 amino acids)
Biological process (GO): monoatomic anion transport; transmembrane transport
Cellular component (GO): plasma membrane
Molecular function (GO): transmembrane transporter activity
Source: RefSeq, a predicted model, not a curated record
ACCCAUAUCUUAAAUAAAAAUAAGUUGUAAUGUAAUAAGUUGACGCUACAAAUUGAUCAACGUUCUCAUGACGCAGGUUCAUGGGUUUAACAACAUGACAAAAUCUCUCUUUUAGAGGACCACACUAACGUGAUAAGCAUAAAUUCAUACACACUUAUGCAUACAUAGAUUGGAAAUUAUCUGUGAAUUUGGACGAAUAUGCGAAGAGUCCCGCGGCUGUGUACAUAUUUACAACUAUUAUAUGUUUUGUUUUUUUGUCAUAUAUUUUUCAGAACUGAUUCGAUAAGGAACCUUUGUACCUGAAACUGUCACAAAGCGCGGCGCUUUUGCUUCACAAGACAUUCCAGUAAGAAAAUGAAUAACACAAAUAAAUAUACAUAAAUACCAUCGGUCCUUUUAAAAUCGCAAGUAAAUAUGUAUUCUACGGACAAACGUCGCUCAAAUGUCUUAUAUGCUGCACCCCAGGAGGAAACCCCAGUCAUAGUAAUAGAGGCGAACAGAAAUGUUUGCAAAAAGCGGACUUUUAUUUCCAAGCUGGGAGAUAAAGUACCAGCUCGGCUUGUGCUAUAUUUUCUUUCCUGGUCUGGUUUUCUGGUGUCGUUCGUGAUGCGUAAUGACAUUAAUUUUGCCUUAGUUGCAAUGAUACGACCUGAAAAUAAUACAACCGUCUUUACACCCACUAACUUAACAGACAAUAGGUAUGCUGCAUAUGAAAACACUUCGAUGCCUUUGGGUAAUUCCGAUGGGCUGACGAGUGGAAACAUUUCGAUGUCUUUGCCCUUGGUUGCGGAUAACGCCAGAGCUCCUAGCUACCCGUGGUCCUCUGCCGAUAAAUCCUUGAUUCUAGGUUCCUUUUAUUGGUGUUAUGUGUUAGCACAGGUUGUUGGUGGAGUUGCGACUCAAAUGUUUGGAACAAAGAGUGUUUUUGGAUGGUCUCAGCUGGCCACGGCACUAAGCAGCUUGCUAAUACCUUUGGCUGCCGAUAUACACUACGGAGCUGUAAUUGCUUUACGCUCAAUUCAGGGAUUCGCUUCUGGCCUUACAUGGCCUGCAAUGUAUGCAGUGGUCGGCUAUUGGAUACCUUUGACGGAACGUUCGCGUUUUAUGUCCAGUUUCCAGGGAUUCAGUAUCGGAAUUGGAUUGACAUAUCCACUAUGUGGAUUUCUGAUAAACAAAUUUGGAUGGCCAUAUAUUUUUUAUACCACUGGUAGCUUAGGAGUUACGUGGUGUAUCAUUUGGUAUUUGCUAGCGUACAACACUCCACAGGAGCACCCUCGAAUAACGCAGGAAGAACUUAAUUAUAUUGAACUUAGUGUAAGCGCAGAACUAAGACAAUCGUAUGGCAUGAAAGUGCCAUGGAUGCGAAUAUUUACGUCCAUGCCAGCUUGGGCGAUAGGAAUUACAACGUUCGGACGAAUUUGGAUACAUUACAUAUUCAUUGUGAGCGGACCAACGUUCAUGGAAAAAAUUCUAAAACUAGAAUAUCAAACUAAUGGAUUUUUGUCGGGCAUGCCCUUCAUUUGCUCAUAUUUUUCAUCGGUGUUAUUUUGUUAUAUUGCCGAUAAAAUGUUAUUACAUAAACUGUUUAGUUUAACAAAUGUGAGAAAGCUAUUUACGGCACUAUCACAGGUUAUUCCUGGUCUACUAUUAGCAUGGUUAGGAUAUAUUCAAAACGUAACACUAUUGUUAUUAAUUUGGUUUAUAGCCGUCAUAUUUAUAACGGCAUCCUAUGCAGGAGCUAUGGCAAAUAUUGUUGACUUAUCACCAAAUUUCGCUGGACCUGUUCUAGCAUUUUGUCAGACAGUACAUAUGUCAGCAUCCUUCCUGUCACCACUGGCCGUUGGACAGGUGGUCACAGAUGAGACAUCCAUUGAGCAAUGGCGUACAGUCUUUAUAAUUGCUUCAAUAAUUGGUGGUGCGACCUACGUUGUUUAUCAGAUAUUUGCCACUGCAGAAGUACAGCCUUGGAAUGCCCCGAGACCUGUUAACGAUCAGUUGGAAGAAGAAAGCGAAAUACUAAAAAAUGCGAACGAAGACAUAAAUAUCAUUCCCAAGCCUUAAUGUGACACUACUUUACUAUAUAAAGAAUACAUAUAUGUAUGCCUAUACAUGUAAUUAUACUUAACUUGUUGUAUGUACGUACUUAUACACAAUAGAAAUCGUUACGUUAGUAUUUUGUACAAUAUAGUAAAAUGGAAUGCUAAUAAACUAAAUCACUGGUGCGAAA